Choloepus didactylus (southern two-toed sloth) is the source of this 4043-nucleotide messenger RNA. RefSeq names its product high mobility group 20A (gene HMG20A). Gene Ontology annotation, cellular component: nucleus. The record is from RefSeq and is a predicted model, not a curated record. Lineage: Eukaryota; Metazoa; Chordata; Mammalia; Pilosa; Megalonychidae. The transcript has 11 exons. Gene Ontology annotation, biological process: regulation of gene expression. Bases 510 to 1625 code for a protein of 371 amino acids.
GUAUGGACCUAUUUGAGUACCGGAGCCCUCUAUGUCAGCCUACUGUUGAAUAGAGAAUAUGUGUUUUCAAGGACUGUUGUGCAUAGUAACAACCAAUCUAACUCCCGCUACUUUCUGCCGGUUUUAGAGAGGAAAAAAAAAGGAACUACAUCUCCCAGAAACCUCCAUGAAUAGUCUAACCUUGCGUAGUAACGUAGUCCUUCGCCGCGUUUGGGCAAAAUAAUCCCUUAAUUUCUCUGAAGGAAUCGGGAAUAUUCCGUUUUUCUCCUCACGGGAAGAAUUUUAAAUUUUACUGCGUUAAGAGAAGCUAACUAUGGAAAGGCGGUUAAGCGAUUAGGUAACAAGAAAGAAAGGACAUAAAAAUAAAGUGCUGCGGAGGAAUUUUUGGCAAGCUGAGAGACGACGCCGUGCGAAGAGUGAAGGCGAUUGAGAGGGGCUGAGGGAAUUCUCUGUACGAGGGACUUUCUUUAGGUCUCAGGCCCCUGUUUGUCUCUGUCGUCAGCAGAGAGAUGGAAAGCUUGAUGACUAGUUCUACCCUGCCACCCCUUUUUGCAGAUGAAGAUGGUUCCAAGGAGAGUAAUGAUCUGGCUACAACUGGGUUAACCCACCCAGAGAUUCCUUAUAGUAGUGGAGUCACAACAUCCACCAACAAUUCAGAAUUUGUGGAGGAUCUCUCUCAAGGUCAGUUGCUUCAGAAUGAUUCUUCAAAUACAGCAGAAGUUAAUGAACAGAGACAUGAAGAUGAGCAAAGAAGUAAACGAGGAGGUUGGUCCAAAGGAAGGAAGAGGAAGAAACCUCUUCGAGACAGCAAUGCACCAAAAUCACCCCUUACAGGAUAUGUUCGAUUCAUGAACGAGCGUCGAGAACAACUUCGAGCAAAGAGACCAGAGGUCCCAUUUCCAGAAAUCACAAAGAUGUUGGGCAAUGAAUGGAGUAAACUGCCUCCUGAGGAAAAACAGCGCUACCUUGAUGAAGCAGAUAGAGAUAAAGAACGUUACAUGAAGGAACUGGAGCAGUAUCAGAAGACUGAAGCCUACAAGGUCUUCAGUAGGAAAACCCAGGACCGUCAGAAAGGCAAAUCUCAUAGGCAAGAUGCAGCCCGACAGGCCAUUCAUGAUCAUGAGACUACCAAGACCUCAGAGAUCCUCUCAACCUGCCCUCUCAUUUUGCUGGUGAGGAACAUGACUUAUCUAAUGAAAGAAACAGAGGUAAAGGAACGGUCUGUUUUUGACAUCCCUAUAUUUACAGAGGAAUUCCUGAACCACAGCAAAGCUCGGGAGGCAGAGCUCCGCCAGCUUCGCAAAUCUAACAUGGAGUUUGAGGAAAGAAAUGCAGCCCUGCAAAAGCACGUGGAGAGUAUGCGCACAGCAGUGGAGAAGCUGGAGGUGGAUGUGAUCCAGGAGCGAAGCCGCAACACAGUCUUACAGCAGCACUUGGAGACCCUGCGGCAAGUGUUGACCAGCAGCUUUGCCAGCAUGCCCUUGCCUGGAAGUGGAGAGAUACCUACAGUGGAUACCAUUGAUUCAUAUAUGAACAGACUGCACAGUAUUAUUUUAGCUAAUCCACAAGACAAUGAAAACUUCAUAGCUACAGUUCGAGAAGUUGUGAACAGGCUUGAUCGUUAGGGAAUGGUCUUAUUGCUCCAAGGUGUUCUGUACAAAUUGGUUUUACUUGUGAGGAAUGAGAAGCCAUCGAUGGAAGUUUGAAAUGAAUGGGGGCAGGGAGACAGUACAGAUCACUCGUUGGGUAGGAAUUAUGCUCAGUUAAAAGCCAUAUGAGGGAGCAGCAAAAGGAAUAUGUAUAUGAGCUUCCUAUGGAAUCGUCCUUGUGUGAAGCUUUGAAAGUGUGCAAAUCACUCUCCCAGGUCUUCAUUUUCAUUUCUGUUAAAGUGGAUCUGCAUAUAUUCUGCUGACUAGGUGACCCUGAAACUGACAUCUGCAGCAGAAAAGAAGACUUCCCAUUGUUGUAAUUCAGAUUGGACUCUUUUAUCAGUGGAGCUCCAGUUUUCUUACCUAAUUGUGUUUUUUGCUGUUGUUGUUUGUUUUGGGGGAGGGGGGUUUAAUGCCUUUGGGGUUAUUUUGUGCUUCCCUUGACCCCCACCAAGUUAUACAUCUCUGCUCAGCAGGGUUCUGAAGGAGAAUUUCUCUCAUUGGACAGGCCCAGUCUUCUCCCAUCAUUGCCCUGCUGUGACUCCAAAAAAAAAGGAGCUUCUUGUUGACUGUGCCCUGUGGAGCAAGGCUGUGUUUCCUACCCCACACAUGCUCACUGGGUGCCAGCCCUCAUUGAAGCUUUGUGAUUGCUGCCCUGAAGGAGAAUGCUCUUUCCUUCCUUCUUGGUACUGCCUGCUGUUUUAUAAGCAUUGUUCCUACACAUACAUGUGGCCCCAGUCCCAGCAAGGCUCUUCUGUUUCCCAUCUGUUGGCAAUGUCUUGUGAAGCAUUUUUGCUGAGGAAACAGGGGAGAAAGAGAAAGAGUAAACUCUCAUUUGGUAUUGAAGAAAUCCCAAAGUUCAUCAUAAGCGAAAACUUGGGGAAUCCUAGUCUUCUUGUACUGACAGAUUUUGGUAGGUGGAAACACUCAAAAAAUCUCCAGCUGACAAGAAUUUUCAUGUCCUUUGUCUUCCUUCUGGAGCCUUUAACUGCUAAAUCUGUGUGAAAAUGACAGGCUUCCCUUCCCUCUCCCUCCUUAGCAAGCGACUUUUUAAAAACAGGAAAAGGUAAAAAGGAUUUCUGACUCUCACCUCAGGGUCAUUUUCUUUAAUGCUCUAGAGCACACGGUUGCAGCUGAGAUCUUUGGAACCAAAGCAGAGUAUGUUGAGCCCACUGUCUAGGCAUCAUGCCAGCCACCAAAGACAAAUGGAUGGAAGUGUGGCCUCUUUCACAGUAUGCCCUUGAAUCAAAGUGGAAGGCCAAAAACUCCCUGUCAUGUUACUACACCAUCUUGUCUUCUCAUUAUCUCCUUAUGUGUUUUCUUUAUUAGAUCACAGGAAAACAAUAACAAAACUUUUUUUUAAAAAUACCGUAUGCAAACACACAGCAUAUUUCCACCUAAGCCUGUAAACUACCACUUGGCAACUUUUCCUAAAAUAAGAAUCCGUCAUUAUCUGUUGCUAUAAAUCUAGCCAAAUUGUCUGCUUUUCUCUAUUUUCUUGUUUUCCUUCUCUCUCCUGCUGUUCUCUUGCCACUUCUCUCAGACCUCCUUUCCUGUUAAGUCCAAACUAGAACUCACUGUCUGGCAGGACAUCCAAACCUGCUCUGGAAGUUUAUGUCUUCCUCCUGCCAGAUGCUCUCACACCUUUUCUCUUUGUUCCUCAUGAUUUUCUCUCUGUUUUCCCUGUUUGUUCAUUUUUGAGCAGCUUCAUUAGCAGUACUGUGUGACCAGAGAGGCUGUAACUUGAUAAUCAUUCUUCUCACUCUAGAUAGAAGACCUAACUUUGACUUAAAACCUGUGCGUGUUCAGGAGUACGCAAAAGAUUUCAAGAGACCUACAAUCUGAAAUUAUUUUCACAGUAAAAGCAGCCUGCUUUUUGAAAUGCUGGCUCCUCCCAGUAGCUCCCCAUAAUUUACUGGUGGCUGGGAUUCAGCUGCCACAAAACUGUCAAGUUCUAUAGAUCAGAUCUGUGUGUCCCUCCUCUCUUCUCUGUGCAAAUGAGGUGGCAGAAGAGGUUAUAGACUAGUGUGAUACCUAAUUCAUGUUUCCCAACAAAUUUUUAGAUAUUAUUGUUCUCAUUAAGAAGCUUGAUUUUUGCACUUAAUGUUCUUUUCAAGAAAUAAUUUGUUGCCUAUUCAGUGUUACAGAUUUUUUUUUAAUAUUAUUUUUAAAACACACAAGGAGCAACUAAGGAAAGGGAGACAAAGUGUUUUAUUUCUGACAAAGUUAAAUUUUAGAAAAAAAAAUUGUAUUACAUGUGUUUGGAACUGUUGAAAUGCCAAGUUUUCUGUACAAGUGUUUUUGUAAUUAAACUUUUACAGUUUCUUUGUUUUGUAAGAAGUCAAUAUGCUUGCUUGACAUUUGCCUCAUUAAAACUUUUCUAUGUCAAAUCCA